GUGAAAGACGCGUACCAUGCCUUUAUGGAAGCAACCCGUGAUUCACUGACGGAGCUGUCCAUUGUCGGCGGUCUCGUCUGGGAUAGCCCUAUCCACACGCUGCGCGACGUCACGCACCUGCACCUCGAGUUGCCCGUCCCAUUAUCCAAUAUCGAUUUGCUCUUCCGCCAUAGCGCUGGACUGCAGUCGCUCACGCUGAUAUGCGGCGUGGUAGAGGACACGGGGCUCUGGACCGUACUUAUGGAACACGCAUCGGCCCUUCCCGGCCUGACCUCUUUCAAGUUGCACAUUUCUCCGAACACUACCGUCACGGAAUCCAUGGCCACUGUGCUAUUCGACUUCCUACAGCAAAAGAAAAGCCUGCGUAGGCUCGAUAUCGCCGCUGGCGCGGGGUGGACCCAUCGCGAGACAACGCCUGUGCUUGAGCGGAUCUCCAAGCUGCAAAGCCUAGAGGUGCUCGGGGUAGACCUGCAGUAUCACUCAUUGGGUUGGAGACACUUGGAAGAUCUGCUCAGACUAAUCCCGCACGGCAUCACUGCCCUUCGUAUCAAAGCGACAGCCACCGACGUACUCUUCGGCGGGUAUGUCUCAGUCCUAGACCUGUGGGGAAAACGUCCAAUUAUCCGAUUUACAUACGUCGACGACCGCGAUAUCCCACCCUGGCUGACUAUGCAGGAGCUUGCCGAGGAGUCGUGCAGCCUCGAGCUUGUGGGGCACAACGGCCGCUUCGCAGACGUCGAGCACGAGGAAAACGAGCCCUCGCUGUGCUAUUGGUCGCGGAGCAAAGUCGAGUUCCGGACGGUCGAAGAUUUCGGGUGCGAGGACUGGGAGUGGCUGAUGCGAUGCCAUCGGCUCUGCUACGACAGCCCGGAUAUACAAGAGGACUUCCCAGAGCUGCCGUGAAGUAUUAUAAACCAAAUGAUCUGCUUUUACGGCGCCAGCGCUUCACAAGCGUUCAGCCCAGCGGAUGAUAAAUAACAGUGAGUGAUGCACAAGGACUGCGGUAUAAGUAUGUUGCUAUGUAUAUAUCAUAUGUAUGUAUGUAUG
Messenger RNA from Postia placenta MAD-698-R-SB12, 1047 nucleotides. RefSeq lists its product as hypothetical. The transcript has 3 exons. Lineage: Eukaryota; Fungi; Basidiomycota; Agaricomycetes; Polyporales; Adustoporiaceae. Bases 25 to 903 code for a protein of 292 amino acids. The record is from RefSeq and is a predicted model, not a curated record.